UUCAGAAGAGUUGUGCUUAAAUUAAAAUAGAAAGCGAUAUUAUCAGGAAAUUAUUAAGUGUUAAAAAAAACUUUAAACUAAAAUCUCUGAAAAUAGUGGCAUAAUUGAAAAUCUUUUAAAAAUCCAAGAAUCAUAUAAAAAUGUUUUUAAAAAUAUUUCUGUGUCUAACUUUUAACCUUUUUAUUUUAUCUCAAUAUGGGAACUGUGAAAACUGUGAUUCGGACGAAGUGUAUCUACAUCUAUUUGGUCAAAUUGAAAAUUUAAAAAGAUCUCUGGAAAUUGUAAACACACGUCUUGAUAUAUUAUAUGACAAAUCGUCUACUAACACUGACAAAAAAGAGAUGUCCGAAAACCCCCGAAAAAAGGUUCCAUCUAUAUUUGAUAUACGUUUUGAUUCCCUGCCCAAACAUUGUCUUUCUAAUGCUCAGCCCAGUUCUUGUGCCGCUGCCAUGGAAUGCACUCGUACUAGUGGCAUCUAUAAUAUCACCGAUUAUCGCUAUAGUAAUCAAACAUUUUCGGUUUAUUGUGAUUAUUACAAUUAUGAAGGUGACUGGACUUACGUUUUAAGACGCAAAGAUGGCACUGAGCAAUUUAACCGAACCUGGAAUGAUUAUGUCAAAGGUUUCGGAAGUUUAGCCAGUGAAUACUGGUUGGGUUUGGAUCAUCUAUAUGCUCUAACGAACUUCUAUGGGCCACAGGAAUUAAUAGUUCAUAUUGAAAGUUUUGAUGGAAUAAAAAAAUUCGCCCGUUAUGAUAACUUUGCUGUAGGAAGUGCUGCAGAGAAAUACAAAUUAAAGUCCCUGGGUGAAUAUUCGGUGAUAGUUUAUCCGAGCAUAUGGGUAUGCAAUUUUCUACAUACGACAAUGAUAAUGAUAAAUCUUCUGGCACAAAUUGUGCUAAAAGGGAGAAUGGUGGCUUUUGGUAUAAUAGUUGUGGUCACGCCAAUCCUACCGGCAGUUACCUACGUGGUUCACUUUCCGACAAAGAUGAUCAUCUUUAUUGGAAAACUUUUGGUCAAUUUUACUAUUCACAUAAAACUAUGAUAUUUAUGAUUCGUCGACAAAGUGCUGAAAAGUUCGAGUAACUAAUUAAUGUGUCAGUAGUACAUAGUUCCAGAAUCUACACAAUGUGACAAAAUUUAUGUUGAGACAAUAAAUUCGAAAUUUUUGUAUAAAUUUGUAAAAUAAAUCUUAUAAUUUAAAAUAUA
Lucilia sericata (common green bottle fly) is the source of this 1207-nucleotide messenger RNA. Its product is annotated as fibroleukin-like. The coding region runs from base 141 to 1043 and encodes 300 amino acids. The transcript is spliced from 4 exons. The record is from RefSeq and is a predicted model, not a curated record. NCBI's taxonomy places the organism in Eukaryota, Metazoa, Arthropoda, Insecta, Diptera, Calliphoridae.